AUGGCAGACACCACAGAUCCCCAGGCCCCCGUCGACGAGACGCCCAUCUCUUCCGUCAAGACCAACUCUGCCCGCAAGAACUCUCUUUCCAACUACCUCAAGCACCGGCCCGAACGCUCCGAGCUUGUAGAGAAGAACAUUCUCCCAGACUCUACAGCCGCACCCGGUCUCAUCGCUCAGCAAAAAGAGCUUCAAAAACACAUGCUCGGAGACAAGCUCAAUGACAAGAUUUCGCAUCGCCCUACCCCCGAUGCCCUCCUCAAGGACGGCGUUCUACACGAGGACCCUCGCUCCCCAGAGGAGAAGUACGCCGAGGCCAUCGAGGAGGAGUACGCCAAGCGGGAGGGCGGCGCUUAA
Trichoderma aggressivum f. europaeum is the source of this 357-nucleotide messenger RNA. RefSeq lists its product as uncharacterized. The coding region runs from base 1 to 357 and encodes 118 amino acids. NCBI's taxonomy places the organism in Eukaryota, Fungi, Ascomycota, Sordariomycetes, Hypocreales, Hypocreaceae. Gene Ontology annotation, cellular component: nucleus. The transcript is spliced from 3 exons. The record is from RefSeq and is a predicted model, not a curated record. Gene Ontology annotation, biological process: positive regulation of transcription by RNA polymerase II. Gene Ontology annotation, molecular function: transcription coactivator activity.